CGAGCUGCAUCCCAACCCACCAAUCAGAGGCCUCCCUCGGCGAGACGUUGCAUCCGGAUCAAAUGAAACACACAGAGCAUCCUCCUCCGCUGCUUCCUUCGAGCAUCCUUUUUUUGUUGUUGUUGUUCUGAGACACAAUGGGCCGCAGAAAGUCAAAGCGAAAACCGCCUCCCAAGAAGAAGAUGACGGGCAACCUGGACACCCAGUUCACCUGUCCCUUCUGUAACCACGAGAAAUCGUGCGAUGUCAAAAUGGAACGAAACCGCAACACAGGAAUUAUAUCGUGCAGCGUUUGCUUAGAAGAGUUCCAGACGCCGAUCACCUAUUUGUCCGAGCCAGUGGACGUGUACAGCGACUGGAUCGAUGCCUGUGAAGCAGCCAACCAGUAGUCACGUUUUUCCAAACUCACCUUCUCUCUCUCUCUCCUCACUUUCUGCUUGUUCCUCAAAUCAAACCUUUUUCGUUUUUCUCUCAGUUGUGCGUCGUCUGGCCGGGCCAGAGUGUCGCACAGCUGCGCUGACGUUAGCACGUCUCCCGCACUGUCCUCAAUGUAAAUGUUUUCACGUCUUAUGUUGGUGAGAAGUCUACUUUCGUUUUAGUUAGAUCCUUAUAAUUUCCCUUUUUUAUUCAGACUGUCUUUUUAUUUAAUCUGACUGUUCCAAUUUAGCCACUUUUCAUUGUUUGUGGUUAAUGUUUAAAAAAAGUCAAGUAAUUAUGUUGUAUUUCAUGUUGUAUUUAGUCUUUUUGUUUUUUUAAAUCUUCAAUCAUGUUACAAAAGCACUGAAAUCCUUUUUUUUUUGAUACACUGCCAAAUCUAUUUUUUUUUUUACUUUUUAAUUAAUUUAUAUAAUUAGUAGAGAAGGCAAAGUCCUGUCAGCUUUGGUGGAAAAAGUAGGACUUUAUUUUGAAGGGGAAAAAAAAUGUACGGUAAGAAAGUGAACGCAAGUUGCUUGAAAUACACGUGGGAUUCGAUUUAAUCUUCAGCAAGUUAGUAAAGUUGCAAUUUGUCAAAGAAAUUGUAAAGUAGCGUUUGGUUUUAUUUUAGAUUGCGAAGUAGCGUGAUGUAUAAAAGAAAUGAGUGAAAAUUGUUUAUUUCAAUCUUCAGCAGCUAUUUUGGAAAAACAAAUCUACAAAGACAUAUCAUUCGCAAGUUUUUGGGUCAGUUUAAUUACAAUUUUAUGACAAACUGCGACUUAACUAGUUCAAUUAUUUUAUAGCACAAUUCAGACGGAAUCAGAAAAUUGUCCCUCACUGACUGCCGUACGUAUUUUUCCCCAAAUUUAAGGUCCCAUGAUGUCCACGUGGAGACACGCCUCUCUAGAUAUAUAUAUAUAUAUAUAAAAUGUAACUGUUUUCCUCAACCAUGUAAUUUCACAUUUGUGUAUUUUGAGAAAAGAAAACCACGACCAUA
This is a messenger RNA of Mugil cephalus (flathead mullet), 1411 nucleotides long. RefSeq names its product elongation factor 1 (gene elof1). Lineage: Eukaryota; Metazoa; Chordata; Actinopteri; Mugiliformes; Mugilidae. Gene Ontology annotation, cellular component: transcription elongation factor complex. The record is from RefSeq and is a predicted model, not a curated record. The transcript has 4 exons. Gene Ontology annotation, biological process: transcription elongation by RNA polymerase II. The coding region runs from base 138 to 389 and encodes 83 amino acids. Gene Ontology annotation, molecular function: RNA polymerase II complex binding.